AUGAGAGGCAAGCUGGAGGUUUUUAUGAGAAGUCUAAACGUAAGAGCCGCCGACGUUGAAAACUUGGUUAAUAUUUCUCACCAGCAAAUAAACAUGGGGCUUGCAGUGUCAGGAGGUGGUUAUAGAUCAAUGCUUACCGGAUCAGGUUUCUUAUUAGGAAUGCAAGAGUAUGGUUUGGUUGACUGCCUCAACUACAUCACUGGAGUUUCAGGCGGUAGCUGGAUCCUUGCGAAAUUGAUAUCAAAUGGGUUUGAUUUCGACUCACUUGGACAAUGGGAAUUGGAAAGGAGCCUGCUUGAAGGCGUGCCAGACCUUGACAUCCCCGACGGAAAUGUCGCUACAAUGCUAGAGACCAACAAUCUCAGUGAAAUAUUCAAGGCUGAUAAGUGGUUUUACGAUAAACUAACUCAAGCGUCAGGGCUUUGGAAAAGAAAUGCAGACCCUCAACCUCUUGAUAUAUUUGAACAAUUUUACUCGGAGCUAGAACAAUAUACACAACUUCAACCGCUGGGCAGACUAGAGAGCCGAAAUCCGAAACCACUUUCAAGAAUCACAAAAGCCGUAGCUCGACUUUUCUCUUCUGGGGGAGGGAAAGAGGAACAGGUAAAUAAACUGUUAAAUGCCUCAAAUGAGUUUCGUCAGGUCGUUCAAACUUAUGUUGCUCUUCACCUCAAGGUCAAAUCCAAGAAAUUUGAGGGGUUUCCUUUAUCAUUCACAGAUUAUUGGGGACACGCUUUAAUAGGUGCCAUCGCGCCGUCAUCCGAAGCAAAGUCAGUGAGUUCUUUGCUAGACCAAAGCCCCGCAUUCCAGAACUUUAAGACGCCUUUGCCGAUCUUUGUUGCCAACUGCAAAAACAAAGACCUUGAAAAUGCAGUAUUUGAAUUCACGCCUUUUGAGUUUGGGUCAUGGAACAGCCUAGGGCUUUUUGUGAAGCUUCGCUUCCUAGGUUCUAAAAUUGUGGCCGGUCAGGCUCUCAAAUGCUUCACAGGGUUUGAUGAAGUGGGAUUUUUAGCCGCCACCUCUUCUUCACUGUUCAACAACGUCCUAGUUUAUGUGUGGCAUCUUGUUGCUCCAUCGAUGGAUAUGCGUAUGGCAGUAAGGGCCAUUUUUAGCGCAUUCAAUCUUCAUGGUAUCAAGGCAGAAAUCGAGGCGUCCAAUGGCGGCAAAGAAUUUAGUCACCCUGAAUAUGCAAUCUAUCAGCCGAACCCAUUUUUCGGGUACCCGGGAAAGAAUAACAUACUAGCUGAGCAGGACCAACUAUACCUUGUCGAUGGCGGUGAAGACGGCGAAAAUAUUCCAAUCGGUCCACUGCUAAUUGAACAAAGAAGAUUAGAUGUUAUUUUUGCACUGGAUUCAAGUUCCGAUAUGGGCAGUUUUCCCAAUGGUUCCAUGCUUCGAAAUUUUUACGAAAAUCAUGAAAUAAAGAGUUCUAGUUCUAGUGGCCCUUUCAAUUUGCUGCCUUAUAUUCCUCCAAGCGGUGAAUUCGUCAACGAGGGCUUACUGUCACGCCCUGUUGCCUUUGGCUGUCACUUAGAAAGCUUCCCAGAACUUUAUGGUAGAAAUCAAGGAAAUCUCAGCGCGGUACCACUGCCUCCUAUAAUAAUCUACCAUGCGAAUUCAGAGCAUUCAUUCCCAUCUAAUAUGUCAACUUUUAAAUUACGAUACACCGCUGAUGAGGUGCAGAAAAUGAUUCAAAAUGGUAAAGACAUCUUUAAUUUUGAUUCCAGCCCAAAGUACAAAAGGUGCUUAGCCUGUAUUAUAUCCAAAAGGUCAUACGACAGAGCCACAAUAGACAGUGAGGAAGCGCCCCUUCCAUUCUUCUGUGAAGUGUGCUUUAGUGAGUACUGCUAUAAUUGA
Lachancea thermotolerans CBS 6340 is the source of this 1857-nucleotide messenger RNA. RefSeq names its product putative carboxylic ester hydrolase (gene SPO1). The record is from RefSeq and is a predicted model, not a curated record. The transcript has a single exon. Gene Ontology annotation, biological process: glycerophospholipid catabolic process. Lineage: Eukaryota; Fungi; Ascomycota; Saccharomycetes; Saccharomycetales; Saccharomycetaceae. Bases 1 to 1857 code for a protein of 618 amino acids. Gene Ontology annotation, molecular function: A2-type glycerophospholipase activity. Gene Ontology annotation, cellular component: plasma membrane; cytosol; intracellular membrane-bounded organelle.